Messenger RNA from Felis catus (domestic cat), 2074 nucleotides. RefSeq names its product F-box protein 6 (gene FBXO6). The coding region runs from base 959 to 1813 and encodes 284 amino acids. The record is from RefSeq and is a predicted model, not a curated record. Lineage: Eukaryota; Metazoa; Chordata; Mammalia; Carnivora; Felidae. Gene Ontology annotation, molecular function: protein binding; ubiquitin protein ligase activity. The transcript has 6 exons. Gene Ontology annotation, biological process: glycoprotein catabolic process; SCF-dependent proteasomal ubiquitin-dependent protein catabolic process. Gene Ontology annotation, cellular component: cytoplasm; endoplasmic reticulum quality control compartment; SCF ubiquitin ligase complex.
ACUAGCCGGGCCGGAUCCCGCGCCGCCCGGUCCUGGCUCCGGCUCCGGGCCGUGCCGCCUGGGAGCGACACCCUGCCCGGGGCCGAUCUGGGACCUCCCGGCAGUAUCAUGCCGGCGGGGCCCGGGACCGGCCCCAAACUUUCCCAAGCCUCAGCUUCUGCUUUCGAGAAGUUGGCAUGCUAACAGUACCUGGAGGGGGUGUUAAGAAGGUCGCGACUCGGGCUGGGGACGUGAGCAGCACAGGGUGCCCCGGGGUGGCUUCACCUCCUGCCCCAGACAGGCCUCGCCGGAGACCCUUGAAGUAUAGAAACUAAGGGAGAGGGUGCGGGUGAUAACGUUCAACCAGAGCCAGAGACCAGACUCUGGACGCCUGGGUGAGGAGCUCUUCGUACCUAAGUCUCCUCUAACUCCGACCCAGCGACUUUUAUUUGGCCUAGACAGUGCCUUUACAAGUUGCCAACAUUUAAAAAUUGACAGGUUUCGUAUUUUCAAAAUCGUUUAGAGUUGCUUCUGAAAAAUCGGAAGGCCUAGCCACACGCAGUUUUUCCCAUCGUAGCAUUAUUGUGCAAGGUCCAAGUACUUUUUCUAUUGUUCUCUGCCCUGCCGAAACGCUCCUCUCUGGGCAGGAACUAGAUUAUGCGCCCACCUCAUUUUUGCUGGGAUGGUAGCUUUGGGAAGACUGUAGGCUGCUAUGGAAAAUGAGAAAUCUCAGAAACUCUAGGGGUGGGAGAAUAGUUCCUCCUCCUCCCACCUGUAAUCAGAUGAGGCCCAUCUGAGUGACAGUGGCUGGCCUUCUCUCCCCUCCUAGGGGAUCUCCUUAGAGAUCUGGAUAACCAGGCAAGAUUCAGGCCAGGGUGACACUGUAAAUUUUCCAGAACCCUUGUGCAAUUCAGGUGUAGAGGGUGGAAGGUGUUCUUGGGGGCGAGUAACUACGGCUGCUGGAGUGUUUUUGCUGUUAAUGACAGAAGUGCCAGUGUGUGCACCCUACCUCACCCCAGCCAUGGCCCCGGUCAGCAUCAACGAACUCCCUGAGAACAUCCUGCUGGAGGUGUUCACGCACGUGCCCGCCCGCCAGCUGCUCCUGCGCUGUCGCCUGGUCUGCAGCCUCUGGCGAGACCUCAUCGACCUGGUGACCCUCUGGAAGCGCAAGUGCCUGCGUGAGGGCUUCAUCACCGAGGACGGGGACCAGCCUGUGGCCGACUGGAAGAUCUUCUACUUCCUACACAGCCUCCACAGGAAUCUCCUACGCAAUCCAUGUGCCGAAGAGGAUAUGGCUUCCUGGCAGAUCGAUUCCAACGGCGGAGACCGCUGGAAGGUGGAGAGCCUCCCCGGAGACCACGGGACGGACUUUCCCGACUCCAGAGUCAAGAAGUACUUUGUCACAUCUUUUGGGAUGUGCCUCAAGUCCCAGCUGGUGGACCUCAAGGCCGAGGGCUACGGGGAGGAGCUGCUAGACACGUUUCGGCCUGACAUCGUGGUUAAGGACUGGUUCGCCGCCAGAGCAGACUGUGGCUGUACCUACCACAUCCGCGUACAGCUGGCCUCAGCCGACUACAUCGUCCUGGCCUCCUUCGAGCCCCCGCCCGUGACCAUCGAUCAAUGGAACAAUGCCAAGUGGACGGAGGUCUCGUACACUUUCUCAGAUUACCCUCCAGGCGUCCGCCACAUCCUCUUCCAGCACGGGGGCAAGGACACCCAGUUCUGGGCAGGCUGGUAUGGGCCCCGCGUCACCAACAGCAGCAUCGUUAUCAGCCCGAAGAUGACUAGGAACCUGGCCCCCUGCACAGCUCUGCCUGAGACCACAGAGGGGUAGGAGAAGGUUGUCUGCCUGCCCUCCUUCCCUCACCUCAGAAGGCCCUUCUGACAGCCCGUCAUUUGAUAGCCAUUCAUCCGUCCUCUGUCUGGGCCAACUGACUGCCAGAGGUCUCCUCCGGCGGAGCGUGUAGCCGGCAGCGAGGGCCCCUGCCCUGGAGCUCCUGCCCCAGUUCCAACCUUGGGGAAACCCACCAGUUUGUGGGAGCCCCCAGUCAUGUGCUCUGACAUUUUCUCACAAUAAAUGUUUUCCGUAAAACCA